UUGCUUAUCAUAUGUUCAGCCGCGCUAUCAUUUGAUGUGUGUUAAAAAUACAGUUAAAAGACGAUAUACCCGCCAUCUGACACUUUUCGUCGAAAACCAAUAAACAAAGAGUCAGUGUAAAAUAGUGACCGGCCGUUCAUCGUGGUCCGAGCCCGUGAACGCUCGAGAACCGUUCGCAGGGCUAUGAUAUCCGUGUAAAAUGUCGAAGUCUGACGGAGUAGGUCUUUAGCGGGAGUUCAAGGGGUAAAAAUAUUGUAUUGAAGAAAACGAAGGAAAGAGAUCAAGCAAACUAAAUGGGGAAAAUCAAGAAAAAACCACAUUUGGUCCACUGCACUGGUUCACGCAAUGUUUUGCGUAACUUGAUGCUCCGUGAUUUUGGCUUGCACACUACGCACAAGACGAGUACACGUGAAUUCGAACCUAUUGCUGAGACGAACUUGGUUCUUAAGGAUCAUAAGGAAUUGAAAUGCGAUCUACCUGGUGUACCCAAGGCAUCGUUUCUCAUGGUUUUCAGUCCUGAUGGGACUAAAGUUGCAUCCACCCAUGGAAAUCACAAUGUUUAUAUAACAGAUCUCACAACGGGAAAGAAUAUUCGUACACUGUCGGGUCAUCCUCGUACUCCAUGGUGUAUAGCCUUCCAUCCCUCGUCGAGUGAGAUCUUAGCUUCAGGAUGUCUUGGUGGGCAAGUUCGUGUCUGGGACCUUAGCGGUGGUAGCGAGGUUUGGAAUACAGAAAGUCAAACCGUAAUCGCCUCAUUGGCGUUUCAUCCAUCUGAGAGACUUCUGGUUAUUGCAACGUACAAUGAAGUUCACUUCUGGGACUGGAGUCAGUCUGAGCCUUUUGCAGUAGUAACCACUAGAAAUGACAAGGAGAAAGUGAGAUACGUGGCUUUUGAUAAUAUGGGACGAAAAUUAAUAACUGGUAUUGCUAAUGCACCACAGAUGCAAUCACAAUGGGAUCGACCUCCUAUCGAGCAGCCAUUUCGAACUUUUAUUCGAUUGGCUCGUGAACGAUCUCAGGAUCUGGAUAGGUUUCCACGUCUAAAUCAAGGCGUGAUUUAUGGUGGACGAUGGCGCGACAAUUAUAAUGACAGAAGUACACGAAGAAUGGAGUACAGAAUGCAUCGUAGGAAUGCAUUUACGGAAAUUAGACAUUCUAUCAGGAGCGAACUCAGUCGACAAGAUCGAGAGCAGAGAAGUCGUUUUUGGUCUCCUGCACCGAGUGCAAUUCGGCGCAGCGGAAUGCUACAGGAGCCAUCGAUGCAGGUUGGCAACGUGACAUCUCAGGUGAGGCGCAAUACCUAUACAUCCCCCAGCGAAAACCGGGUAGAUGAUCCAUACUUCUUUCGAUGUUCACGUACGACUGGGGAACCAUCGGUGAGAGAAUCGAGAAGUCAAAUUGCGCCCAGACUUCGUGAUCAAUCGACUUCCUCGAGCAAUUCAAUCAUCGAAGAGCAACGCAAUGGGAUUUCGACAAAUGUAGAGCAAGACCAAAAUAAUUUAUUUCCUAGAACCAAUCUAGAUCGACAAAUAGAUAAUAUUUGGAACGUGAUAAACGAGAGGAUCGAAAGAGUUAAUACACAAGAUACCGAACGUAGGAUCAACCUGUGUUACAGGGGCCUGGUGCAUCAGUGUGAAGCCCUCGCAAUGCGGUACUAUCCGCUUUCCUGGAGGCUGAAUAGGGUUGAUCGUGAACCCAAUCCAAUGAAUCCGAAUCAAUCGAGGAAUCGAUCCAAUGAGCCUGAAUCAUCUGCAGUGCAGGAGGAACAUUCCGACACUGAUAGGAAUGAGCCCGCUGCCGAAUCGUCCAUAGGAAGACUAAGGAAUACCUUGAGUGGCAGUGGUCAGGCCAAUAGUGACAGUUUGGAGAGAUUGCAGCGACGUCCGCAUCAACUGAUUAAUCGUGCCCAGGAACAGGAGAUUUCUGCUGCUCUCGAAAACCUCUUUAGCGUUUUGAGUGGUACUGCUAGCAGUAACAGUUGCUGUUUGGCGCAAUUGCAGAAGUUACGCGAACGUCUUCAGAGGUACACCACCAGGGUGUUCGCCAAUUCGAAUAUCCAGAACACGAGGAUUCAAACUCUGACGAAUGCUCUGAAUCAGGAAAUCGAGGCGCUCAAUAAUAUGGAGACGCGGUUCACGACGACCAGGUCCAGGAUCCAACGUCUACGAGAUGGAGUUAAACUGUCGAACCAUGAGCAGUCUACAAGUUCUGGGCUUCCUGGAUAUACUGAUCAAAAUACUGGUGUAGGACAACAAACUUCUAGUACAGCUGCUGCUGGUUCGUCGAGGACUCCAGACCCUUUCGCCUCUGUUACCUUUGCCAUGGAUCCUAGUACAGACGAUAUCAGAAUCGCUGGAAUUCGCGAGGGUACGAGUACAUCUAGUCCAGGAAGUAGCAGAACUCAGGGUACCUUUAGAUCAAACAGAAGAAGAUCUGAAGCUGUUGAUGCCGAGGAUGAGCCACCGAGGAGACGCCGACGACACGAAGGUUCGCACAUUUGGUAUCCAAGUUACAACGCUAACAUACGUAACUGGAUUGAAAUUCAUAAUGAAAGUUCGCCCUCUAGCGAUGAAGGAUAUUCUGUUAGUACGUCGCAUCCUGGUACAUCAAAUUUUACAGUUUCUUCUCGUUCUGCCUUUCAACCAAGCCUACCAAGCCUACCAAAUUUUAUGACAUUGAACGAUAUGAGCGGCCGGCUUUCUUGCUUGAAUAAUACAAGUCGAAGAUUCAUCAGAAGUAUUAGGAACCGUACCCAAGAGAUAUCUCAAGAGGUCAGAAGAGUUCUAGAUUUCUUUCAAAGGCACGUCAAUCCACAAUCUAAUGAGGGUGUAGAGAACUCUCAAGAAGAACCUCUGGAUGAUGAAAAUGCUGGGGAACAAUCGGAAAGCGGAUAUUGGCUACUUGAAGAAAACAGCAAUUCCGACUCGAAUCACGACGAACCAAAUCCAAAUUCUAAUUCAGAAUCUAGAAGAUGGACUAGUCGAUGGAUACGUUUAAACUCUUCAAAUAGGAAUUCUGAAACUUCGAAUGAUAAUCUAUCUACUGAUCAUGGAAGACCACGCUCACCUGCCAACCGAUCUGAACCAAGAAACUUCUCUAGGAUAAGAUUACCAGGAUCUCCUAAUGACAGGAACCAACUAUCUCCAGUUUCUAUAAACUCUACUAGGUAUGAGCAACCGCCAUUGUUUCCCUUCAGAAGUUUGCGAGAAAAUCAGACCAGAAGAGAGGAACAGAAUCAAUCUGACUUGUUGCGUGCUCAAAACAGUGCGGAACCAAUUGGAGAAAUUCUAGACAGUAUUCCUGAGGCCAUAAUUGAGAUCCCCUCCAUAAGUGGAGACGUGCCUGAAAUUGCUAACGUGCAGAAUAUCACCAGUUCACUAAAUCAAAUAUCAGUGAAUAAUCUAGAACAAAGUAGAGGUCUGGAGAACGCAGAGUAUAAUUGUGGAUUUGGUUAUGAAGACGGUGCUGAUGAUGGGAAUCCCGACAGAGUUGGUGACGAAGAAGGUUUCCGAGGAUGGAGAGUAUGCCCUCUCAGACAGAAUGAAAGUCAUUCCGAUGACUUGGUUAGUCGACAAGAACUAAUCUUAUUAUGUCGCCAUAUAGCCAAUAUGCAACGACUUUGUAGGGCUAGAUUGGAAAUCGUACAACUGCAGCAGGUACGUAGAAUGUGGGAAGAUCUGCGACGUCAGAUAAGACGUCUUCACGUAACGGUUAUAAUCGAAAGAGAGAGUGAUCAAUCUCAACCAGGAACUAGUACGGAUGGUGCGGUUCCAUCGACCUCGACACAAAACAUUUCCACAGAGUCUCAUAUCGAACCAGCUAAAAAUUUUAAAAAGGCUCUCUUGGAAAUUUAUAAAAGAACCAAUAGCGAGACCGAUAAUGAACCUAAAAACGACCACAACCAACCGUCGACCUCGAGAGGUACAACGUCAUCCGGAGGUCAAAAGACAGGAAAAUCAUCAUCAAAGAGUUCAUCGCGUCAAUUGGACGAGACCUCGACUAACAUAAGCCUAUCAAAUCUACUGCCAAGUAAGUCCGAACUUAAACGUAUGGGACCACACAACAUUUAUCAAACUCUCCAUAGUCUCUAUUCGUAUUGUCCCACUGAUAAUUCACAAUCAGCCUCAACUUCGAAUGCCACUAGUGAUCAUACUUAUUCCAAUCUGACAACCAAUAAUAAUAACAACAUGCAACUGCCAAGUAUAUCUAGCCUGGUGUCGGACAUUGCUGGUAGUUUGAAUCUACCAGGAAACAGUGGAACGACACAGAGCGCGCAGUUGCCGGGAAUAUCAAAUUUGGUGAACAGUCUAGCAGGAAGUUCAGGAUCAGCUAGGACUACUCAAAUCCCAAUAAUAUCAGGUUUGGUUUAUUCAAACAAUCCCAAUAACAGUAAUAAUCCAUCGGGAAAUUCCAACACACAAAACUCAGCAAGUCAAUCAGAAAGCUCGACCUCUGCAACGUCACCAGAGUCUCCGAAUGAUAAUUCGAAUUUAAGAAGAGAACAGUAUACUUAUCAAAAAUGGAGGUGCAGUAGAAGGAUGCAUUUGAAACGUACAAGGCUACCUACUAUGAAUCCGCGAAACAUGUCGCGAUCACGGGUACGAUUAAUAAAUAAUUAUUUUCGAAAUUAUGAACAUGCCAGAAGGUACUGGUGUCUUGAUAGAAAUUCAUCGAGCAGUGGUAAUAACGCUAGUGGUGAUAAUAACCCUAGUGGCGAUAAUAAUGCUAGCGUUAAUAAUACUAGUGGUAACGCUAGUGGCAAUCCUAGUGGUAGUCCUAGUGACAAUCCUAGUGGCAAUGGCAGUAAUGGUAAUGGUAAUGCUAAUAGCGGUGGCAAUGGUAACGUCAGUACUAGCAACAAUAUCACCACAGAAAGAAAUCGUGUGCAAACAACCACAGAAUCGUUACAAGCUAUGAUUGUCAGAUUGGAGGCGCUGGUAAAGCAGCAAAGAGCCCUGGCCAGGAAUGAGUCCGGCAGAGGAUCUGAUAGUGACAGUCAAACCGAGAAUAUCAGAGAGAAUAAUGACAAUUUUGAAAUGGAAAGAGUACGAGAGGUGAACAGGCUGAAAGCUAGAAAUGUUCUGAGUCUUAUGGUGGAAAGUCUGACACAAUUCUUUGAAGAAAUACGACCUGUGAAUGGUUCUCACAGCAAUGUACUCUACGACCAAAUCUGUAAGAUGUACAUUUUACUUCAUUUGGCAUUGGAGUUGACUGAUCUUCUUUUGGCCCAAUUAGUCACGACUACAAGGGAAUUAGAAUUAAGUAAAUAUGGACCACUGAGAUCUGCUUUAUUAGUGCAAAAUCAAAAUGGAGCAGAUGAACGACGUAAUAGAAAUGUUGAUAAUCCUCAAACUGAAGCUAAUCGUCCUAGUAGUAGUAACAGUAGUAAUGUUACAGUAUCACCAGGAAACGAACGACGUCGUCACUCCAGAAAUCUUGGAGCUGGUGCAAGUACCAGUGCUGCAAGUGACAUACAACUAGAAGACGCAGAAGAUCCUCUGUCUACACAGAGUACUAGGUACUACCACAACAUGGAUGAAACGUUGAAAAGAUGGCUUGAUUAUCCUAUGAACUUAGAUGAACACCUCAGAAACAAUUCGACGAGUGAAGCGCAGCAGCAGACUUCGGAGCAAACGGCUCCAGUGGAUAAUCCUUUGGACAGUAAUUCAUUUAACGUGGAUUCCGAGAAUGAGGAGACUCGACAGUCGAAUGCCAUGGCUGGACACAUCUCCUCAGAGAGUGCACUCUCUGCUGAGGUUCAGAGUAUCGUUCAGAGAAUUCACAAUAGUCGAAGCAUUGAUGAAGAUGAACGUCGCUUGAACAGGCCAGCUUCCGAUGUUCAGUUAGAGAGUAACAUUGGGACUGAAGAUGAUGUCGAGAGCCAACGAGACUUGGCUGCCGGUAGUAAUGAUUCUCUAAGAGACAGAUUAAAUCGCGACAUGAUGUCGAGGGCGUUCGAAUUUCCUUUGACGCGUGGAAGACCUUACAUCGAGCUGAACAGAGAACAACAGUCACAGGAUAAUGAAUUCUUAACUGUUCAUAGAAAUGCUUCUGGAAGAGAUAGAAUGGAUCUCGAAAGGAUUUUCAGACCGUUUGAAAUAGACUGGGAAAGUAUUUUGAGACCGCUCUAUACAGAUUUAGAAAGAAUUGCGAGACCUUACGAUGAUAUACUUGGAAGACCAAACGCAGAGUCUAGCAGAGAACAACAGUCCCAAGAAAACGAUUUCCGAAGUGAUCGCAACAAUUAUGAAAAUGAUGUUGAAGAUCGAGAUACGGCUACACAUAGAAACGAUUCUAGAGAUGAUGGGACAGAUUUCUUCAGGCUUACAAGACCAUCUGAGGGGCCUCCUGCAGCUGGAAGAUCUCAAAUGGAAUCCAGUAGAGAACAACAAUCACAGCAAAAUGAUUUCAGAAAUGGCCGCAGCAAUUAUGAACUUAACCGAAUUCAGUUUCAAAGAUCACUUAUUUCUGCUACAAUAACCAGAGGGCUGACAUCAACAUCGCUUCGUGCAGCAGAACGAAUUUCAUCUGGAGCAUCAGGUUAUAGAGUAGUACCAGGAGGAAAUUUGGCCUCGAGAUUGAGCUAUAUGAAUUAUAUAAGACAACUUCUUCAGAACCGUGAAAAUGUCACCAGGAGGCGUGAAUUAAGUGUACCCGUGGUACAAGUGAAUAACGUCCCAGUGAAUGACUUCAAUAAUUUGUCCGGAAAUUCAAGAAGGAGACCAAGCAUUCGUCCUACACCUCCCCAUACACCACCGCCCUAUUUAAUCAAUAGUUUCUUAAAUAAUAUCACAAGAGGAAGUGGUGGUCACCCAAGUGAUUUUAACGAUCAGCCAGGACCAAGUUCUUCCCAGUCUAACAACAGAGAUCAGGAUUUGAGCGGACAUCAGAACUUCUCCUCACAGGUUCGCAGAUGGUUCAUAGCUCACCGAUUCUUGAAUCCACGAUUUGGUAUCUUUGGAGGAGCUAAUGGGCCAGGAAGUGGCGGUAAUGGUGGCGGCGGCGGUGGCAGUGGUGGUCCUGGUGGUCCUAGUGGUCCUAGUGGUCCUGGAGGUCCUGGAGGUCCUGGAGGUCAUAGUGGUGGAAGUCCUGGGGGUGGACCAGAUCCUGUCAAUGACGAUAGCGACGAUGUCGGACUACGAGAUCAUGUUCCAGUGAGUCCAUUAAUGGCGACUUUUAAUGGUCUCGAAAUUCAAAGUCAUCGUGUACAGGCUUGGGACUUUUCUCAGGGUGAAAUUCCAGACAUUACUGAUCCUGAGAAAAAUGUUGUAGUACGUGAAUGCAAAAUUCACAAUGACGCAAGCGUGGAUAUAUCAUCAGACGGCAAGUUACUCGUUACGUUACUUCCCUUUGGCAGGCUUAGUGUAUCCACAACAGUAGGUGUAUACAGUCUACAAUGGGAAAAUCUUGGUGAAAGAAUUUACUCGACGAAAAUCGAUCAGACAGUGGUGUCUGUGUCAAUGUCUCCUACGAGGCAGCAUCUCUUGGUAGGGCUGGCAUCGCGUAGAAUUCACAUAGCGACUCGACCGUUACCAAUGGCCCUGAUAUUCAAACUAGUUGACAAAGAACCUGAGGAAGAUAUGAAGUGCAACAUAGAACAGUCGAAUCCGCGUUAUUUGAAUCCAUUCGAUUCAGCUGAUGCGUAUGAUCGAAGGGCUGACGAUUUAAUCCAUAGUAUGGAUAAUUAUUUAAACAAUAUAAGACAGGCUGAUGGUCCCGAUGAUGAUAGAAAUAAUGAUCAGGAUUGGAGGAAUCGAAGCGCAAGGACAGAAGCUGACAUUAAGGACAACAAGAAGAGCAUGGUUUUACUGCGAGAACUAGUUCAUAAUAAUCAGGAAACUACUGGGUAUGUCAGUUUAAAUUGUAUAAGAUGGGCUCCGCAGCCUGGUCAAGGUAUGGUCUAUGCAACUAAUACCGGUCAAUUGAAUAUUCUUCACUGAUGUGAUUCCUUUUGAUGAGUAUUGAAAUAGAAAUUUGAAUGAGCUGCAAACAAUCUAAUCUCAAAUUAAUCAGAACUCAUUGAAAUAAAGAAAACUUUACUGGCGAGAAACGUAGAGGCUUUGCGUAAAGACAUUUUCCUAAUGGAUAUACAUAUAUAAAUAUAUAUAAAUACAAAAAUAUACUAAAUCGUAUUGACUUUUCGAGACUACGAUAAAAUGUCGCUUAAUGUUUCUCAGAAUUUAUUUCUUUUUUCUUCUCCCUUUCGUUCGUACUCUCUUCAUGUCUCAUUACUUAACUUGAUUUGCCAAAAAACUGGAGUGAACAUUUACAUUUGUAUCUUUACUCAACAUUCAUUAAGACUUUUGUUUAUUUAUUUAGUUCUGUUUUUUCGCACGAUCUUUUUCUCAGUUUACUGUAACAAAUUUUUUUGUUCUUUACAAUUUUAUUUUUUUACGGGAGGAUAAGGGUGCACUGCGUGAUGUGUGUAAAUACUUUUGCUUCAUGCGAAAAACCGUGCGGCAUGCAUAUAGGAUCUUAUGAAAAUUGUUACGUUUAAGUUUGAGGAUUUGUAAAACAAAAAAAAGAAUGAUGGAAGCAAAGGUGCUUAGCCACUCGGAUCACACGUAAAAAUACGUACACGCAAUUAUGCAUCUACACGGAGAUAAAUAGCUGUAGAGGUACGUGUGUGAUUUAAUAUAUUAAUGUGCAUAAUUUGUAAGAUUUUUCUAUUUGUAUUAUUUAAAUAUUAACGCUUAAACACAACUGUAACGUGCAUAUUCAUACGUCCAUACGCGUGCAUUCAUUAUUUUUAAUACCAGACUGAAUUUCUAAUUAACGAUCUGAGUAUUAUUUUAAUCACAAAUGAGCGACAAACUUUGUAGAAAUUUAUUAUCGAGAGCGCAGUCGGAUUGUACGUACGAUCACAGAAUCUUAUGUCGACGUAGCUAAUCAGUGCCAACAUAUUAUCAGACAUUGUAUUGUAUAUGGAAUAUUUAUCGUGCAUACGUAUGUAAAAAAUGACGUAAGUUUAUAAAAUUAUGAAGAAAACGAAAAGUUUAUUUCGAAUUCGGUAAAUGCAUCCGGGGAUAUGCAAUGCCUCUCUGUAUAAGAGAAUUAUAGCAUUUGAAGUUUUUUGUUCCCUGUUUUAAUUUGUGCCAUCUAAACAUUUCUUUUCGCCUGUCUUACUUCUCAUUUUUUUCCGUGUUAUUAAAUGUAAUCAUUUUAAUUCGUUCGAUGACUCAUUUCAUAUUUCACAUUAUUCAAACACUAGCAUUCACACUUGUUUAGCUUACUCUGUACUAUCGAUGUAGAAUAAAAGAAACAAUGUUAAUCCAAUUUAGCUGCGACAACUUUUUAUAGUGUCAUAGUAAAAAAUUUGUAACUUGUGUCUCAUACAUGACCAUAUAAAAUUAUUUUAGAACCUUUUUUUUUUAAUAAUUCAUAUUUCUAUGAGGCAUUAUGUAUGCGCAAAGAAAAGACAAUGAUAAAAUAAGACUGGCAAUCGGAUCCAUUGAAUGAGUAAUGUGUGGAUUAAAUUCUUAAGCAAAAGGGAAAGGAUGGGCUUGGCGUUAAUGGAAAGUGCCAAUAAAUCCUUUAAAUAAA
Molecule: messenger RNA, 9543 nt
Organism: Cephus cinctus (wheat stem sawfly)
Lineage: Eukaryota; Metazoa; Arthropoda; Insecta; Hymenoptera; Cephidae
Exons: 16
Coding region: 294-7940 (2548 amino acids)
Biological process (GO): autophagy
Cellular component (GO): intracellular membrane-bounded organelle
Molecular function (GO): protein binding
Source: RefSeq, a predicted model, not a curated record